This is a messenger RNA of Trypanosoma brucei brucei TREU927, 396 nucleotides long. RefSeq names its product DNA-directed RNA polymerase subunit, putative. Lineage: Eukaryota; Euglenozoa; Kinetoplastea; Trypanosomatida; Trypanosomatidae. Bases 1 to 396 code for a protein of 131 amino acids. Gene Ontology annotation, molecular function: DNA-directed RNA polymerase activity; DNA binding. Gene Ontology annotation, biological process: DNA-templated transcription. Gene Ontology annotation, cellular component: RNA polymerase III complex; RNA polymerase II, core complex; RNA polymerase I complex. The record is from RefSeq and is a predicted model, not a curated record. The transcript has a single exon.
AUGAUACAGUCGGAUAUUGUUUCGUAUGUUGGGGAAAUGGGAGAUGUUCCCGAUGCUUUGCUCAUUACUCCUCUUAAGGAUCGGAAAAGCAGUGUGUACCUCACAAAAUACGAGGUGGCACGUAUUAUUGGCGAGAGGGCACGCCAAAUUGUGAAUGGAACGUCUGUUCUCCUGGAUAGUCAAAAUGGAUGUGGAACGGGAAAUUCACUUGAGUUGGCGGAGGGUUGUGCCGACCCAUUUGCGGCAUCCGUCGAUCCUAUUCAUAUUACUAAGUUGGAGUUGUUGCAAGGGCGGAUCCCCAUGAUUGUACGCCGCACGUGGCCAGAUGGGAGGACGGAAAAUAUUCCGGUUAAUGAACUUAAGGUGGAUAAAAUGCUGCUGGACGUUCAGCACUGA